Molecule: messenger RNA, 312 nt
Organism: Diversispora eburnea
Lineage: Eukaryota; Fungi; Glomeromycota; Glomeromycetes; Diversisporales; Diversisporaceae
Source: the annotation of a GenBank genome assembly
AUGACCACUGGUCAUAAGACUAUCUCUAAAUGUGGACUUAUGGUGCUAGUCAUAUGUUUUUGGCAUAUAGAAGCAGAGCAUACUCCUUUUGCAAGGUCCGGACUCCGAACAUCUGCCGUUGCAAUUCCAAAAAUUGUAGAUUUUUCAAGAAAUGAAAUUGCUGAAUUUGAAUCUUUAAAUUUAACAUUCUUAUCAAGUCAUGUAUCAAUUAUUCAAGUUCCAUUAUUUGGAUCUGGUGCUAUCGUAUCACUACCUGUAAAUAAAGAAAAUGGAGAUGAAGAAUCAGUUUCUGCUACUGAUGGUAGUGAUUAA